Messenger RNA from Papaver somniferum (opium poppy), 1158 nucleotides. RefSeq names its product prolyl 4-hydroxylase 1-like. Gene Ontology annotation, biological process: peptidyl-proline hydroxylation to 4-hydroxy-L-proline. The transcript has 11 exons. Lineage: Eukaryota; Viridiplantae; Streptophyta; Magnoliopsida; Ranunculales; Papaveraceae. Bases 1 to 1158 code for a protein of 385 amino acids. Gene Ontology annotation, molecular function: iron ion binding; procollagen-proline 4-dioxygenase activity; L-ascorbic acid binding. Gene Ontology annotation, cellular component: endoplasmic reticulum. The record is from RefSeq and is a predicted model, not a curated record.
AUGGUAAGCUUCAAUCAGAAUCAAAUCAAAGAGUUUCAAAAAGAAGCAAGCAGGAUUGCUAGGAGCUUGAGACUCCAUCUGUUACUCAACAAGCGUUUCUAUGUAGCACUACGAUGGCGAUCUAUCAGAUUUCAACACAACAAUAUUUCCAAAGAAAGAAGUACUUUUACUAUAAUCCAGGAUAAAGGAUGGGGGAUUAAGAAAAAACGACAAGUAAAAGGAAAAAUUUCAUCGACUAACAAGAAAAACACAUAUAACAUUAAAGCUAGUGGUUCUUCAGCUCUUCGUGCAGCUUCGACCACUACCCUAGCACCCAACCCCAACUCGUCAUCCUCCAAAAGUACCGUUUCUAUGCCAGCUCUCCAAAAUCCUAACUAUUCUUUGGCUAGUUCUUCAAACUACAUCAAUGGUAUCGGUGGUGGUAUUUCAGGAUUUUCUGCUUGUGAAACUGACGAUGAGGCAAAGAUGCUCCGAAUCAGACUUGUCAAACCUGAGGUAAUCAGCUGGUCACCACGAAUCACUGUCCUGCAUAAUUUCUUAAGUUCGGAGGAAUGUGAUUAUCUUAUAGCAAUUGGCAAGCCUCGGCUCCAGCGUUCUAGGGCACAUGAUCGGAAAACAGGCAAGGGAAUUAUAAAUGAUACUAGGACAAGUUUCGGUGUGUCUUUAAGCAAGGAAGAGAGUAAGAAUCCUAUUGUACAGGCAAUUGAAAAACGAAUUUCAGUAUUUUCUCAAGUUCCAGUAGAAAACGGAGAGCCUAUUCAUGUUUUAAGGUAUGAAAAGAAUCAGUACUUCAGGCUACAUAGCGACUACUUUUUGGACACCAUAAACUUCAAGGAAAGUGGAGGUCAGCGAAUAGCAACAAUGCUCAUGUAUUUGAGCGAUAAUGUGGAAGGAGGAGAAACUUACUUCCCCGUGGCUGGAACAGGAAAAUGUAGCUGUGCUGGAAAAAUGUUAAAGGGGUCGUCUGUAAAACCGAUUAAAGGAGAUGCAGUUCUUUUCUGGAGCGUGGGACUUGAUGGAAAGGUAGAUCCAAAGAGUAUACAUACAGGAUGCGAAGUCUUAUCAGGAGAGAAAUGGUGUGCUACGAAAUUGAUGAGGCAAAACAAAUAUACACUAAUUCCUCUUCAACUGCCAGCUAGCGGAUUUAAAACAUCUUGA